This is a messenger RNA of Exophiala mesophila, 1308 nucleotides long. RefSeq lists its product as uncharacterized. The coding region runs from base 1 to 1308 and encodes 435 amino acids. The record is from RefSeq and is a predicted model, not a curated record. The transcript has 2 exons. Lineage: Eukaryota; Fungi; Ascomycota; Eurotiomycetes; Chaetothyriales; Herpotrichiellaceae.
AUGGUUCGAUACAAGAAUCCGCCAAUGUAUCUCGGCCAAGGAACGGCUCAAGCCAGCAUCGAACAGUCUGCCUCGUCUGAAGAGCUGAGCCGACAACAAUCCAGCCAUGACUGUGGCUUCAAUGCCAACUCCCAGACACCAGCUUAUGGUGUCGGGCCAGGAUCAAUUGAAAAUACCAAUCACCAUCCACCGAUUGAUCCUGCUCUGGAUCGGACUCUCGACACGGCCAGCGGGCCUUGGGAGGCAACAACAGCAGCAACAACAACAACAAACCAUGGUUUCCCACAACAUCACAGCUCAUGGGGAACGCCGGCACAGCCAUCCAACUGGGUGUAUCCAGAUCCCACAACCCUCGGCCUUCCACUCCCGUCGACGAUUGAUAAACAACUCCAAGGAUUCGUUGUCCCUUCCGGAAGAGCCAUCGGAGCGCGGUCCGUGGGAGAUGAUAUUCUUGACGAGCUUUACCAGCGAUCUCAAGCACUGGACAUGUCGCUCGGAGGAUCAUUCGAGGAAGAUGGCAUGAUUACUUCUGGCUCAAGACAGCCGACCUACAACAUGAAUUUGAACGACACAACAGGCACAUACUGGCCAUCUGGCUCGUCAGCGGCGCUGGCAAUGGUGCUGUUGGAUACAAACGGAGAUGCGAGAGAGAUCGGCCAUUUUGAAAUUCUCGCCGCAGCCGAACAUCUAGUGAGAAGCAAUGCCAAGGGCACAGAGACCUGGUCGAUAGGUCAAUCAAGCAAUUCACGGCAACUUCGACAAACAAAGAUCACUAUCAGAAAGAGCCCCGUGAGAAAAAGCCCUACCAGAAGAAACCCAGAUAGAGAGGCAAAAGGAAAGACUCCAGCAGCAGCAGCAGCAGCAGCAGAAGAAGAAGAAAGAACAGAUCGAGCCUUUGGAAGCGUUCAAGACCAUGGUGAUAAUCGGCGUCGUGGCGACAGUCGGGGUCAGAAUGGCAACGAUAACAAUCGCAAGCCCAACGGUACCAAUAGCGGCAAUGGCAAACAAUCUGGUAAUGGAAAUGGCAAUGCCAAAGGAACCAAGUCAAAGGUCACGGCACGAGGACCACGACAGCAGCAGUCAUCACCACGACCACCACCAUCGUCGUCGCCGCCGCCGCCGCCUCCUCCACCACCUUCGCCACCCAGGCAGGAGCUGCAGCGAGCGUCCCGCGCCAUGCCACCUCGAGCUCGCGUUUCAUUGCGUCCUGAACCUCGACCAAGUCUAAAGCGAGCGUAUGCCGAGAUGAUGGAGCAACUCAUGUCGCCAAAGACGGGCCGGCCGAAUAAGAAGGCUCGGAAGGCUUAG